AAGCAUUGUAUAUCUAUGGAUGCUACUAAAAUAGCGGACCUAAAGGUCUUUGUAGAUCGGUGCAAUCUUGAACCUUCUAUUCUACACGACCCGUCUCUUUCCUUCUUCAGAAACUAUCUCCAGAGGUUGGGCGCCCGACUUCCGCAGGGAGAGAAAACGGAGAAAAGUGGUGUAGACAUGGCAGACUCUAGUAAACAUUUUGAUGAUGAGAAACAUAGUUUCCAAAGUGAAAAUGAUGAUGAAAUUUUUGAGUCUGAUAUCGAGUUGGAUGACACAGAUGCUGUUGAGCCCGAUAAUGAUCCUCCCCAAAAGAUGGGAAACCCUUCAGUUGAGGUUCCGGAGGAAAACCGAGAUGGUGCACAAUUGGAAAAGAUAAAAGCCGUGAAUGCAAUCUCCGAAGGUAAAUUGGAUGAAGCCAUGUAUCAUCUAACUGAAGCAAUCAUGUUGAAUCCAACUUCAGCAAUAUUAUAUGCAACUAGAGCUGGUGUCUUUGUUCAACUGAAGAAACCAAAUGCUGCAAUUCGUGAUGCUGAUGCUGCUUUACAAAUAAACCCUGACUCAGCAAAAGGAUAUAAAAUGAGAGGACUUGCAAGAGCAAUGUUGGGCCAAUGGGAGGCGGCAGCAAGUGACCUUCAUACAGCAUCAAAGUUGGACUACGAUGAAGAGAUUGGUUUGGCGCUUAAAAAGGUUGAACCCAAUGUCCACAAAAUUGAAGAACAUCGCAGAAAAUAUGAACGCAUGCGGAAAGAAGUGGAGGUGAAGAGGGCUGACCGUGAGAGGCGACAGAGGGAAGAGGCUCAAGUAAGUUGAUAGUUUCAUGUUCUCGUUU
Molecule: messenger RNA, 829 nt
Organism: Carica papaya (papaya)
Lineage: Eukaryota; Viridiplantae; Streptophyta; Magnoliopsida; Brassicales; Caricaceae
Source: RefSeq, a predicted model, not a curated record